Molecule: messenger RNA, 2355 nt
Organism: Diaporthe citri
Lineage: Eukaryota; Fungi; Ascomycota; Sordariomycetes; Diaporthales; Diaporthaceae
Exons: 6
Coding region: 1-2355 (784 amino acids)
Biological process (GO): proteolysis
Molecular function (GO): serine-type endopeptidase activity
Source: RefSeq, a predicted model, not a curated record
AUGGACGCAACGAUUGAGUGGGACGAAUGGAAAAACAUGGCUAGAGGACUCCUUAACGCGCAUGAUCCAGAUAACGUCCACCCUCGCUUCCUGCGCGCUGAGCUUCGUCUCUCCCGGAUCAACACAAUCAACCGCUGCACUCGCCUUCCGCCUUUCCAAUCAUACCUCCGGGGCUGGAAUAAUUACGGCAGCUUCCACCGCGACAACCUUGCGUGGAUGGCUGGUACUGCUGUCUUCGUCGCUGUAGUGUUGGCUGCGAUGCAGGUCGGCCUCGCGACGGAGCGGCUCCAGCGCGAUGCCAAAUUUCAAAGUGCAUCGAGCGUGCCUCGCCGCAGCUCCAUCACUUGCGCAGAGCGGCUGGAACAACACUUCUCUUCAACCCGGUGGAUCCCGGGUGCCAUCCUCACCACCAAGCUCAGCACCCGUGCUGUCAUCACGUCCAAUCACCCGGACCGGAUCAUCACCGCCAUCAUCCACAUCGGCACCGCCAACCACAGUCACAGCGGCGGGUUCUACACCAUCAGCGGCGGCGCAGCCAUCCCCAUCGCAGCAGGGGCAACAGCAACAGCCAGCCAAGAAGGGGGCAACGACGACCCGGCCCCGACAUCAGAGCCACCCACCUCGGAGCCGCCGACCUCGUCCGAGCCGCCCUCAUCGUCCCAGCCCACGUCGUCCCAGCCGCCGACGGGCACGCCCAAGCCGUACAUGAUCUUCCCUGCCGACGGCGCGGACACAGCGGCCUUCCUGACCACGCUCGAGGACCUCGUCAAGCCCGAGGUGCCGCAGGUGGUCGACGUCCUGGACGCCGCGAGCAACUCCAACACGACGCUGAUGUGGGUUGCGAACUUGACCGACACGCAGCUGCGGGAGGUCGAGGGCAACAGCGCCGUGGAGGGGACAAUGGUGAACGCCAACCUGACCGCGCCCGCGCCGGCUGAGGAGGUCGAGGGGGAGACCGUUGCACCGCCCAAGACGGCGCGGCGGAGCCUGAAGGACCUUGCUAAGAGGGCGGUCAUCAAUGUUGAUACGGAUGACUUUGAUCUGAUUCAGCUUUCUACGGCUGAGGGUAGCCAGCCUGGGACGACGUAUGACUAUGAUGAGAGCGCCGGGGCUGGCAUUUCUGUUUAUGUUAUUGAGAGUGACAUUUUGAUGGACCAUCAGGAGUUCACCGACGGCGGUCGGACUACUCGGAAGAUCACCAUUCCGGACAUGACUGGCGGAGGGCUCCGCGACCGAGCAGAGUCCCACGGUACAUGUGCGGCGUCGAAGGCAGUUGGAAACACUGCGGGCUCUGCACCAAAGGCAGACUUCGUAGCCGUCGACAUGACAAACGACGACGUCGCCACGCUGAUCGCCGCCUUCGCCAUGAUCGGCCAGGACGUGGCGCAGAGGGGCCUGAAAGGCAAGGCGGUCAUCUCGUGCAGCCUGACGGCGAGCGAGGAGUCCAUCACCGAGAUGGGCAUCGCGCGGCUCCGGCGCGUGCUCGGCGUCCUGGUCAGCCUCGACGUGCCGAUCAUCCUGUCGGCGGGCAACUACGGCGGCGACAUCAACACCUACCCGCCCAUGCUGGCGGACGAGCUGCCGCUCAUCACCGUCGGCGCCGUGGACGACAAGGGCGAGAUCGCGUCUUGGUCCCAGGGCGGUGCGCUCCUCACGACUGCGGCUGGUGGCGUGGGUAUUGUCUGUGCUACCAACGAGGGAGUUGAUGCGUACCGGAUCAAGCAGGGAACCUCUUUCGCCGCGCCACUCGUCGCCGGCAUGGUCGCCUACUGGCUCGGCCACCCAGACUACACAGGCGCAUUCCCAGCCUCGCAGGUCGCCCAGGCCGCCAAGGACUCAGUCACCUCCCUGCACUGGGCGCGCGUCGAGGGCGGCUACAACGUGGCCUACAACGGCGCGCACGAGUGCGUCGAGGACGACGGGUCCUCGAGUGACGGCGAGGCUCCCGCAGCAAGGCGCGACAUGAUGCUCCAGGGACGCCAGGCAGCUGGGAACACCACGCUGGGCCUGGGCGGCAUCCUGGCGGCGUCGUGCCCGCUGCCGCCAUCGAACUCGAGCUCUUCUACGGUAGUCACCGCCACGCCGACGACGUUCGCGACCGUCACCUCCACCGCGUCUGCCACGUCGACGGCGGCGGCUGAGACGAGUGCGCCUGCUAUCGAGCCGAUGUACUGCUACAGCUUCAACCCUGCUUGCUAUGGAUGGUGCUGCCCAGAUGAGCCUGGUGGGACCUGCAGCUCCGAGUACCCGGGCAAGCAGGGCUGCCGAUGUGGUGCUGGCGGCGCGACCAACGUCGUUCCUACUGCUGCCCAGUGCCCGAUGCCUGCUCAAGUGCAUGAUGUACUCGAGCAUUAG